AUGACGAAACAUCCCCAGACAGUCGUGCUCGAUGGCUGCAAGCUCGAAGAAGCCCGGCGGCGUCUACAAGACGGCACUGAUCGAGCCCUUCAGGCUACACUGGAGGUUCUCACGAGAGAAGCCGACACGUGGCUUACACAGGGCCCCUGGUCCGUUACCAUGAAGAGAACACUCGGGCCAAGUGGCGAUGUACACGAUUAUGUUAGCCAGGCACCCUACUGGUGGCCCUCGGACUCACCAGACGGUAAGCCCUACGUCCAGUACGACGGAAAGAAAAAUCCGGAGGUCCUCAACUACACGGACCGUGUCUACUGGGAAAAGGUGUUCAACUCGUCCACCAUUCUGACCCUAGCUUGGCUCUACACGGGAAAUGAAGCGUACGCAAUACAUGCCGGCAAUAUCUUGCGCGUCUGGUUUAUUGCGCCCGAGACCCGUAUGAACCCGAAUCUCAACCACGCCCAGCUCAUUCCACACGCCAAUACAGGCCGUUGCAUCGGUAUCAUCGACUUCUCCCAGGCCUACACCAGCGUCCUCGAUGCUGCAGCUAUAUUGGCCAGCGGCGGUGUCGGAUCGAGCGGCCACUUGAGGGCUCCUGGCUGGUCUUUCGCGGACGUCGAGGGGUUCCGGGCGUGGAAUGUCGAAUUUCUCGAGUGGCUGACCAACAGCCCAUUCGGUCAAGAGGAGCGUUCCCAGCGCAACAAUCACGGCAACUUCGCGGCCAUGCAGAUGACCGCGAUUGCGUUCUUUCUUGGCGAUGCGGCCCGCGCUCGCGCCGAAGUCCUUCGCGUGCGGGCAUCUCUUAGCGAGACCAUCGCCUCAGACGGAUCGCAGCCGGAGGAGCUUCGCCGGACUCGCAGCUGGCACUAUUCAACCUUUAACCUUCUCGCCCUGACGCGUCUCGCCUGCCUGGGGCGCAAGGUCGGGGUCGACUUGUGGGCGUUUGUAGGGCCGGGAGAAAAGGGGAGCAUAGCGCGUGCGGUGGACUUUUUGAUACCUGCGGCAACGGGCAGCCAAGCAUGGGCAUUUCCCGAGCUGUGUUUCAAGGCAUACGCUGCGGCUGAUAUCAUCCGGGCGGCAGCGGAUGCAGGCCACGAGGGUGCGAGGGAGGUUGUGGGCAGGAUACAGUUGCCUACGCGUGACUUAUGGGUCCUGAGACCAGCUCCAGAGCAACUUGAUGCUGUCCAACCUUGA
This is a messenger RNA of Penicillium daleae, 1191 nucleotides long. Its product is annotated as alginate lyase family protein. The transcript has a single exon. The coding region runs from base 1 to 1191 and encodes 396 amino acids. Gene Ontology annotation, molecular function: lyase activity. Lineage: Eukaryota; Fungi; Ascomycota; Eurotiomycetes; Eurotiales; Aspergillaceae. Gene Ontology annotation, cellular component: periplasmic space. The record is from RefSeq and is a predicted model, not a curated record.